This is a messenger RNA of Acyrthosiphon pisum (pea aphid), 915 nucleotides long. Its product is annotated as KRAB-A domain-containing protein 2-like. NCBI's taxonomy places the organism in Eukaryota, Metazoa, Arthropoda, Insecta, Hemiptera, Aphididae. Gene Ontology annotation, molecular function: nucleic acid binding. Gene Ontology annotation, biological process: DNA integration. The record is from RefSeq and is a predicted model, not a curated record. The transcript is spliced from 4 exons. Bases 1 to 915 code for a protein of 304 amino acids.
AUGAACCGUAAGUUAGUCAUUAAACCAAUUAUCAGUAAAAAUUUCAAUGAAAGAGGACAAGUAGAUCUGGUAGAUUUUCAGUCACUUCCUGAUGGGAAAUUCAAAUGGAUACUGAAUUACCAAGAUCAUAGGACUAAAGUCUUAUCUUUACGUCCUCUCGAGUCUAAACGCACAUCUGAAGUAGCUAAUAAUUUAUUAUCAAUUUUUCUUACGUUUAGUGCACCAAAAAUACUGCAGAGCGAUAACGGUAGGGAAUUUGUUAAUUCUAUUAUCAUCGAACUGAAAGAACUUUGGCCAGAUUGCGUUAUUGUUCACGGUCGACCCAGAUACCCGCAAAGCCAGAGAAGUAUUGAGAGAAGCAACCAAGACAUAGAAAAUAUGUUAAGGGCUUGGAUGAAAGAUAACAAAACAAAAAAAUGGUCAAUUGGACUACAAUUUGUUCAAUUUCAAAAAAAUAGUUCUCAUCAUCGUGUGAUUGAAUGUUGUAUGGAACCGCACUCCGUCGAAGCAAUUUUAUGUAAUUUAUGUGAGAAGAAUAUAAAAAUUAAGGAAGCACGUCAUCUAGGAGCUAUAGGAAUAGAAAAGCAAGCCGAAAAAAUGUUACAAGAUAGUAAGAUCAAAAUAUCAACAUUUAAAGUUGGAGAUUGUGUUGUAAUCUCGAUUCCAAAGGUGGAUAGAGGUCCUGCAUACCCAGCUAACAUUAUUGGCGUAGUGAUUGACCAAAAAAAUUACCACAUAGGAACUGAACAUAACAUACUAAAAGGUUGGUAUGGUUCUGGAAAUAUACAAACAGCCGAAAGGGAAAAAUCAGGAGACAUAGAUUGUGUCGAAGUGACAAAAAAGAAACAAAAAAAAGGCAAUGUUGACAAAUCAAAAAAUAAAGACGUAAAACGAGAAAAAAUCACGCCCAUGUAA